Messenger RNA from Arabis nemorensis, 1611 nucleotides. The record is from the annotation of a GenBank genome assembly. Lineage: Eukaryota; Viridiplantae; Streptophyta; Magnoliopsida; Brassicales; Brassicaceae.
AUGAGGAGUGAGAGAGAAGUUAAGAAUGGUGUUUCUGAGGAAGAGAGAGAGGUGAAACGGAAGAGAGUGAUAGAACGAUCUGAUUCGCCACCUCCACCACUGGGUUUCAAUAACCCUCUUUUGCCGUUGGCUAAUGCUUACGAUGAUGAGGAAGAGGACGAAGAAGACGAACGAAGCAAAUCGCAAGCUCGUGGGGGUAAUGGAGUUGCGAAAUCUAGAGAAGUUGAAGAUGAGGUCGAUGAAGACGAAGAUGAUUAUGAUACCUCUAAGAAUCGGGGAAAGCAUUCACGCCAUGUUGAAGUUCGUCGUGAUUGUCCUUAUCUUGAUACUGUUAAUCGUCAGGUCUUGGAUUUUGAUUUUGAGAGGUUUUGCUCGGUCUCGUUAUCAAACUUGAACGUGUAUGCGUGUCUUGUCUGCGGGAAGUACUUCCAAGGAAGAAGCCAGAAGUCUCAUGCUUAUACACAUAGCUUGGAAGCAGGACACCACGUUUAUAUCAAUCUUCUGACUGAGAAGGUGUAUUGUCUUCCUGAUGGUUAUGAGAUCAAUGACCCUUCUUUGGAUGACAUUCGACAUGUUUUAAACCCGAGGUUUAGUCAGGCGCAAGUAGAAGAGCUUGACAGGAAUAGGCAGUGGUCUAGGGCUCUUGAUGGUUCUGACUAUCUUCCGGGAAUGGUGGGGCUGAACAACAUACAAAAGACAGAGUUUGUGAAUGUUACAAUCCAGUCGUUGAUGAGAGUUACUCCAUUAAGGAACUUUUUCCUCAUUCCUGAGAACUAUCAGCAUUGCAAGUCUCCCCUUGUUCACCGUUUUGGGGAACUAACUCGGAAGAUUUGGCAUGCUCGGAACUUUAAAGGACAGGUGAGUCCACAUGAAUUUUUGCAAGCUGUCAUGAAAGCCAGCAAGAAACGAUUUAGGAUAGGCCAACAGUCCGAUCCAGUGGAGUUUAUGUCGUGGCUCCUUAACACUUUGCACAUGGAUCUUAGACCUACAAAGGACGCCAGCAGUAUCAUCCACGAGUGCUUCCAGGGUGAGUUGGAGGUUGUGAAAGAGUAUCAAAACAGUGAAAACAAAGAAACCUCCAGGAUGCCUUUUCUGAUGCUUGGGCUAGAUUUGCCUCCGCCUCCUCUUUUCAAAGAUGUCAUGGAGAAAAAUAUAAUUCCUCAGGUUGCUCUAUUCGAUUUAUUGAAGAAGUUUGAUGGAGAGACUGUGACAGAGGUGGUUCGCCCUAAGCUAGCCAGAAUGAGAUACCGUGUGAUCAGAUCUCCUCCUUACCUGAUAUUCCAUAUGGUUCGGUUCAAGAAGAAUAACUUCUUCAAGGAGAAGAACCCUACCUUGGUGAACUUCCCGGUGAAGGACAUGGAGCUGAGAGAUUACAUACCAUCAUUACCUGUAGCCCCAGAAGGCGAGAAUGCUUCUACUAGGUAUAAUCUAAUAGCCAACAUUGUACAUGAUGGUAAGCCUGAGGACGGAUACUUCAGAGUCUUUGUGCAGCGGAAGUCACAAGAACUAUGGUACGAGAUGCAGGAUCUUCAUGUUGUGGAGACGCUUUCCCAAAUGGUAGAACUAUCGGAAGCAUACAUGCAGAUAUAUGAGCAGCAGCAAGAGGAGUAG